Messenger RNA from Salmo salar (Atlantic salmon), 2565 nucleotides. The record is from RefSeq and is a predicted model, not a curated record. Lineage: Eukaryota; Metazoa; Chordata; Actinopteri; Salmoniformes; Salmonidae.
AGAGUUUGUAUUUUGAAGGCUCAAAACGGACGUGACGUUAUUUUGUUUACAAAUAUAGCUAGCUAGGAAGCAAUCCGCUGGCAAUUGUUUAUUCAACGCUAGUUCAAUUACAAAACGAUAACAAAAUGAACGGAAUUUACACUGUGUUGUUGGCUGACGCAUAGUCAUUCACAUGGCACUAUAUACUGUGAGGUUAACAUACAUAUUUAGUUUGGUUUUAACUAGCGACCAUCAUGAAGUUGGCAAGCUAAAUGGCUUACUAGCUUUGGUACGUUAUCAGUAUUAGCUAGUGACGAGAUUUUUGGGGACGUGGAUUGUGUGGUAUUUCUGCAAGCUCAUUAUGGAAGGAGUUCUCUAUAAGUGGACAAAUUAUAUGACAGGGUGGCAGCCACGCUGGUUUGUUUUAGAUGAUGGAAUAAUUUCCUACUAUGAUUCUCAAGAUGAUGUCUGCAAAGGGAGCAAAGGAAGUAUUAAGAUGUCCGUCUGUGAAAUCAAAGUUCACCCCACUGACAAUAACAGACUGGAACUGAUCAUACCAGGAGAGCAGCAUUUUUACGUCAAAGCUGUCAAUGCUGCCGAACGACAGAAGUGGCUUGUGGCACUUGGAAGUUCCAAAGCCGGCCUUGCUGACAUGAGGGCCAAUAAAGAAAAAGAAAUAACAGAGACGACAGAAUCUCUGAAAACGAAGAUGUCCGAGCUGCGUCUCUACUGUGACUUGCUAAUGCAGCAGGUCCACACGAUACAGGAGUCUGUGGGCCAGGAGGACCAGGAAGGAGACCACUCCAAUUCCAGCUCGGAGACUCUGAAUGAGGCCUCCUCUUUACUGAGUGCCACGUGUAACACCUUCAUCAAAACACUGGAAGAAUGUAUGAAUAUGGCCAACUCCAAGUUCAAGACAGACAUGGUGCUGUUGAACCCUCCAGAUGACAUGAUGAUGUCCCCUGUUUCUCCGAUACAGAUGGCCCGGAUGAAGCGGUCCAUAAGUUACCCGGGCACGUACAAUUUCGACAGGUCUGGUCUCCCGCCAAAGGAGGGUGUAUUAUCAGGUCAAAGGUCAACCCAGAGGAGGACACGGACUUGUUCGGACACAGAGGCUCACAGUGAAAGCUGUGUUUAUGAGAUGGACCGUCGCAGUUGUAAAUGAGAACUUGUUCUCAACUAGCCUACCUGGUUAAAUAAAGGCACUGCUGUGCUGUGUCUCAAUGCCAGUGUGAAUGGGGACUCCUCCCACAGUAUCUCUGAGGAGUGUGGUGCCAUCAGUCCUACCAGUCCCAGAGCUAUGUCAGACACUCCAGAUACUGACCUGUCCAUCUGACCUGUCCUGUCAUUCACUAAAUACAUUGCAGUAUCUUCAGAUAAAGAGAGACUGGGCCCGAAUUCACAAACCUUCAUAAGAAUAUAUUUUACGUGGUUCAUAAGAAAAUCAUGAAUUAUUAAGAAUAUGUUUGUGAAUUGCACUUAUGAACAAUCUUCUGGACUUUUUUUCCCCUUCUUAUUUUUUCUUUAGAAGUGUUUUGUGAAUCCAGGUCCUGGAGUUGAAAUUGGUAGUCUACUGUCAAGUAACUGGUCCGUCUGGUCAGUAGGCCUGUGCAAACUUGUACGUAUAGUACUGUCUAUCUUUUAUGAAUAAUGACUUGGCUAAAGCGUGAAUAGUUUUGAAUUCUGCAGAGCUGAAUGUAUCAGGUACUUCAGUUACUCCACUGAAGUUAGACUGAUAUGAGGCUACUGUAAUGUGAGGUGUUACCAAGGUUGUGUUCAUUAGGGCACGCAAUGGAAAAAAGUUUUAAAACUAAAAAAGAAAAUGAGUGUUUCUUAUUGAACGACUCCAGUUGUCCUUCCCUGUCGUUUUCUUCCCUUCAGUGCCUAAUGAACACUCCCCAGCUUUUAUUGCUCACAUACUGCAAUGCAGUCACUGCUUGGCAAUGUGUUAAUGGUAUUUUCAAAAAGUAUUGUAUUUUUUCCUGUGGAAGCAUUGCUUUGCACUUUAAGAAUUAUGGAUCAGAACAAAGUCCUUUUUGAAUGUUUGUACUAUUCCAGGAAGUUUUGUUAUUAUUGCAGAAUAAAAUGUUUGGUUUAUUUGAUAUGCAAUGUUACUGUUCAUUCACUAUGGAGUCCCUGUCCUUGUCCUUGAAACACAGAGGUGGGACAUAAUAGCCUUUAACCAAAACCCUUAAAUGUUAGGGUUGCUAACUGUGCCAAGGACCAAUUCAGAAUGUGUGGAUGUGGUUACAUUUUCAUCAAUGGGCUGAGUUCGCAUGCAUCUCCUGGUACCCCGGAUGGGCAGAGUUUGUCUAUUUUAGACCAUUCCAUUGGUCCUAAAGUGAAAUCUCCACCCUCCUAAGUCACUGGGAGAUGCAAAACAAACUUGCCCAACAUUUUAAACUUGGCACGCCCCCAGUGUUCACCAUAUUGCUAUGUGACAAGUUAUGUUUGCCAUUCAUGACAUCCACCAAAAAAGAGUAAUGCCUUAACAGAGAUUCUGGGCAUGGAAGGAGUUAUGUGACUGUAUGAUAUGAUGUUGAUGUUUGAAAUGUAAAGAUGCUUCUUAAAAAUGAAGUGAAAUCA